UUCAAAAUGGCUCUGCUGCAGAGACAGCAGAAGUAGGAGAGAGAUUUGAUGUAUGGUUUUUUCCUGUUAUUGUGAUGAUGUACAGCGUAGUUACUUGUCCUCUGGCUUAUAUAUUUAUUUUAUUAUGUGCCUUUUCGAGUCCUGCCGAAUCUGCAAAAAGCGAUAUUGAACUAGAUGCCAAAGCACAGCAUAACCAUCAGAUUGACAGCUUAAAUUUACUUUUGUAUACAUUCUUACUUACUCUGACAGUGUUAACCAUAUGGCUGUUCAAACACAGAAGAUUUCGAUUUAUCCACGAGACUGGACUAGCUGUGAUUUAUGGCCUUAUUGUGGGAGCUCUUAUACGAUAUGCUGGAAAUGCCAGUUCUGUUGUACACAUGACUGUUGUACCUGAGAAAGACAAAUAUAAUCUGUCUUUGCCUCCGGAUUCCUUAUGGCUACGUUUUCCAAACAAAGGAGGGUCACCAAAUGUUCCAAACAAGACGUAUGCCUAUACAUUCAGAGGAGAAAUUGAUGUUGAUGACAGUGAAAUUGAACUUAAGGCUACAUUUGAUCCAGAAAUAUUUUUCAAUAUUAUAUUACCACCAAUCAUUUUUCAUGCUGGUUAUAGCUUGAAAAGGAAAUACUUCUUUCGGAACCUUGGGGCUAUUUUGACUUACGCACUGAUUGGCACAACACUGUCAUCGUUUGCUGUGGGUGCUUUGAUGUAUGGUUUCAUCCAGUUGCGACCCUAUCUGAAGUCAAGUUUCACGUUUUUGGAUACUUUAUACUUUGGUGCCCUCAUUUCUCCAACAGAUCCUUUGACAAUAUUAGCCAUUUUCAACGACCUUCAUGUUGAUGUCAAUUUGUAUGCACUUGUUUUUGGUGAAAGUGUCCUAAAUGAUGCAGUUGCUAUUGUUUUAAGCGGAGCUAUACAAAAUUAUGGAGAAAGGUACCAAUCAGGAUCAGGAGGUUUUGAAACUGAUGCAUUCUUUAGAGCAUUGGGGGAUUUCUUCGUGAUUUUCAGUUUAUCUCUCCUGAUUGGAACUGUCAUGGGAUGCAUUACAGCCUUGAUGACCAAGUUCACGAGAGUGAGGGAUUUUCCUCUCCUGGAAUCAGCUUUGUUUGUGCUGAUGUCAUACAGCACGUUUCUUAUCGCAGAGGCAUCUGACCUCACAGGUAUUGUGGCUGUCCUGUUUUGUGGAAUCUGUCAAGCACAUUAUACCUACAACAAUUUGUCCGUAGACUCUCGAACAAGGACAAAGAAGUUGUUUGAACUGCUCAACUUUCUUGCUGAAAAUUUUAUAUUUGUAUACAUAGGUGUUUCUAUGUUCACAUUCCCAAAACACCAUUUUGAUCCUGGAUUCAUCAUUGUGGGAUUUCUAUGUGCAAUGGUGGGUCGUGCAGUAAACAUUUAUCCUCUGUCAUUCCUUUUAAAUCUAGGCAGGAAACCAAAGAUCGCAUAUAACUUUCAGCAUAUGUUGUUUUUUGCGGGUCUGAGGGGAGCUAUGUCUUUCGCAUUGGCCAUCCGAAAUACUGUGUCAGAUGCAAGGCAAGCCAUGUUGACAACUACUUCACUGAUAGUUAUCAUCACAGUAAUAGUGCAAGGUGGUGCAACAAUGCAAUUGUUGACGUGGUUCAGGAUACCUGUCGGGGUGGAAGAAGAAGUAGAAAUGCUUCCCUAUACAGGAGUUAGAAAUGUAUACAAUUCAAUGGGGACAACAUUGAGGGAGGACACAUCAGAGCAGCCUCGUGAGAGCAACAAAGUCAAUGAAAAAGCUUGGCUUGCUCGUAUUUGGGGGAACUUUGAUGUAAGAUACAUGAAACCAUUGUUGACACAUGCACGUCCCACACUAUUGGAAACCCUUCCUGUAUGCUGUAAUCCUCUCGCAAGAGUUUUGACAACAACUGAGCAAAUGACACAGGAUAAUCGUUCCAGAUCACAAAUGGAUUCUGAUUCCGAUUUGUGUAUAGAUGACAAUGAUGUCAGUUACACAAAUCACCGUCGAUCCAGUGGUGCGAGAAGUGACAGUGUGACAAUAUCUGGUGAUUUAGGCCUUGGCAGUCGUGUAGUGGACACACGUGUUCGAAUCCCUGGACCUGGUGGAAAUAAUAUUUAAUCUGAUUAGGAAGUAUCAGGAAGGCUGUGAAAUAAGAAGAACACAACAGUAUUGUUUUGUGAUUAUUCCUAGAAUAUAAAAUGUGUGUAUCCUGCGUGAAGUUCUUUAAGCAAAGACCAAACAGACAUGUUAGACACAGUUCACUGCACUAUAAUUUUGCCUUCAACUGUGCUUGAUAUCAGUUCAGAAGUGUUUCAUAACAUGUUCUGUAAACAACUGCAUGUGAAAUGUUGCCUCACUCUCAUUUGUUAGGGAAAUUUGUGUACUUGCAGCUUGUGGUUAAUGCUGUUAUACUUGGCAACUGAAUUUGCACACUGUUGCUCAUGUAGCUCAGUACAAGAAUCAUUUAAGAACUCUAAAACAUUUAUCACACAAUUUACUGGAAACAAAAUUAAUAUAAUUCAAAAGUGUUAAAGUUUGUUUUACUAAAAUAUUCUUCUUUAUUAUGAACACAUUUUUAUCACUUGUAAUUAAAAAUAUCUAUUAACCAUACUUUACUCUGUGUUGUCAGCUAAUGUUUGUUAUAACAGACAUUAAAAUAUGAAAAAUAUGUCAGGCAGCAAAAUAGAAAGAAAACUCUGAGUCAUUCGAAAAUACAUUCUUAUUAAAGCAUUGAUUCUGGUGGGGUUUUGUCAUCUGCAAUGUGGUAUGUGCAAAGAAAGUAGCAGGAAGUUUCUUCGUGAAUAUUUAAUGACUUUGGAAAUAUAUGACAGUUGUGCUGGAACAGAAAAACAUAAUUUCGGCUGUAAUACUGCAUUAAGUCUUCUUUUUUCAUUUGUGAAGGUGUAAUAUAAAUCCUAAAUUGGAUGUAAGUCAGUAUUAAAGGCUGAUUUAAUUUUCUUAUCUAUUACUCUCAUUGAGGAGACGUUUUAUAUACUUCACUGUACUAGCAGAAAGAGGCUGCAUGCAGCUCACUCAUGUCAUAAUAGAUGAAUAAUGCCAAAGUUUAUUUUAUUUAUUUAUUUACUUUUUUUUCCGUACUGUAGUUUUCAUCACCAGCAGUUUUAAUUUACAUUAGAAGUGUUCUUAAAUUUUCAUUCAAAUUUUUCAAUUGUCCUCUGCUUCCAUUUAGCAGUGCGACCAUUAUUUGCAGCAACCAAAUAUUUUUCUCCUUUAGUAAAACUAAUAUUUUAUUGGUACAGUUUACAGUUUAUUUCAGUAUACAACCAGUUUAUAAUAAUAGAUUCCUUGUAGACAUAGAAAUAAAUAUAAUGUCAGAGAGGCAGGUUGUCUUGUGACUUCGGAUUCAGAGUGGACCAUCACAGCUUAAUGCACAGAACAUCUGGAAUCUGAUCCUUUACAGGAGCUAUUACAUUCUUUAUUUAGGAUAAGUUUCUCUGAACUAUUCAUAAUCAUAGAUGAGACAGGUUUCUGUGCAUGUUUAUAUCUUCAACUUUUCAUUUGAGGUUACCACUGCAGAUUUAUUGAACACUUUGUACUUCUGUUAACAGAAGUUUUUACUUCUCAAAGUCAAGUUGUCAGUUUAACACUUCUGUUAUAGCAAAAUUAAAUUAUUCCUAAUAGUUAUUCAGCUGCAAUUAGAAAACUACAAUAGGGAUCUCUUUACAGAUUUUCUGUAAAUGUACCUGGUUUCUUAUAUAAAAUUGUGCUGAUUUGCUGUUUGAUAAUGAAAUAAAAUUGAGAGUAAAAUAAGUGAACCAUUAGUAUACAGUUCUGUUCCAAUGGGAAAGACUAAGCACAGCACACAGGUAACUGCUCACUAGUGCUGAACUGUUAUUCUUGAGAUAACCAUCUAUGCACACAUUUAUCAAUAUAAGAUGAAAAAAAUAGUAUAGAUAAGUGUAAAGAUGAGUGCCAAGAACUAUAGUGUUUAAAGAGAAUUUUUUUUAACUAAGAUGCCAGUGUAUUGUCUUUCAGAUGCAUUAUAAUUAAUACUUUAAAAUUCCAAUUAUUUCUGCUGUCUACCAGUUGAUAAGUGUGGCUAUCAUCUUACAUAAUUUUUUAAAUAGCUUUGGUAAGGUUUAUAAAUUAUUGAAAAUUGUGGAAAUAUAAUUUAAACUUAGUAAUUAUUAAACUUGUUUUCCUUAAAUUGAGGUCUCUAAUGUAGCAGGAAAAUACCAUAUUGUCACUAAUUACAGAUAUCACUUGCAGUUGGUUUUCCAUGAUUGGUAUGCGAAAAUAUGAGGGGAAAUAAUAUAACAAUAUUAUCAUGCAACAAUUAUUGCACAAUUCUUGAUAAUUUGAUAACCAUUUGUUCAGUGCUACAAAUAUAUAAUGUAAGGAGUCACAAAAGCUAUUUUCUGUAUAUUAGCACUUUAAGUGGCAAAAAGUUUUUUUUUUCUUCAGAAGAACAAUAAAAUACAUGUCAGUAUGUACUCUUUGGGAAUAGUAGUGAAUAAUCCAGCCCAAUUUAUUGCGUAUUUUUAAGUCUGCUGUUGUGUAUGGGGUGAUAAAAUAUUCAUCAGUGAAUCAGAAAAAAAUUAUGCAUGGUAAUUCCAGUUAUUUACCAGUGGUGUACAUAUAUUUGCCAUUGUCACUUAAAGGGUUAACUCAGUUUCUUUCACAUUUAUAUUAAAAUACAAUAUUACAUGGCACAUACAUCAACAGUACUUUUAACCAGGACAUGUCUGUUUAUAUUUUAACCUACUACAAUACUAAAAGUUAUUUCAACUUAGAGAUUUGUUUACACAGGUAAUACAUGUAUUGUACAUUUGGUACUUUGCAGCUUAUAUAAAAAGUAAGUAUGUACUAUUAACAAGUAAUUGUUUGAUGUAAGCUGCUUGUUGGAAGUAGUUUAUUUUAUUGGACUAGUCUCAUUAUAUGUAUGUGAUUUUUCAUAUCAUUAU
Molecule: messenger RNA, 4906 nt
Organism: Schistocerca cancellata (South American locust)
Lineage: Eukaryota; Metazoa; Arthropoda; Insecta; Orthoptera; Acrididae
Gene: Nhe3
Product: sodium/hydrogen exchanger 7
Exons: 15
Coding region: 75-2099 (674 amino acids)
Biological process (GO): sodium ion transport; proton transmembrane transport; regulation of pH
Cellular component (GO): recycling endosome; membrane
Molecular function (GO): sodium:proton antiporter activity
Source: RefSeq, a predicted model, not a curated record